CCGGCCCGGCAGUCCGGCACACACCGACCGUCGACGUCGCCGCCGUUACCUUCUCCGUUGCGUAUCGGUUUCGCCACACCGCCGUUAUCCGUUCUUAAAUAUUAUAAUAGUGGUGCCGACGACGAUUCCGCGUCCGCGUCAGCUGUGUUUGUCUGCUGCGGCUGUCGACCCUCGCCGACGGUAUUAUUGUUUUAAUCAUAUAGUAUUAUAUUCAUUUCUAUCGUUUAUUAAAUUGGGGAUUAUCACUAUUACCUGGGCAUAGUAAUGUUAUACUGGAAAUAAUUUUCCGAAGGUUCAUCGCGUUUUUUAUCGGUCUACGAUCGUGCUAUAUCUUCGUCGAUUAUAUUUUAGUGUAAUAAUAUUAUCUUUUAAUUCAUGAACAAUCGUAGGACGUACUAACAUACGACGUGAGUUAGCGUUUUUUUUUUAGAUCGUCGUCGACGAUUUUCAAAUUCUCCGUUGCCCGCGACUUUAUCAUCGUAUGCUACCUAUAUAGAUAACACUGUUAUUAUUAUUAUUGUUAUUGUUGUUUUCUAUAUGGUAAACCGAGGGUGGUUUUCGAAACCUUUGCGCGCUUUUGAAAACGUAACCGUUCUUUCCGACCGGAAUAACUCGCAUAGUGUCUGUUGCGCGCACUCCAUCAAUCAAGAAUUUCCCAAAUAGCAGGCUGUCGUCUCGUCCGGACAGCGUAUAAAAACCGUCGGCGGUACACGAACAAUCGAAGCUCUAAGGACGUCGGCAUGCGCCCAGUGAUUGGAUUAUGAUAAAGCAUUAAUAUAGCUUUCAAAUUGAUCUAUUAGCUAAAUAAUAUUUUAUAUUAUCUGUUAAUUACCAUGAGUGUUAAUGUUGGUCUUGAAGACUCUUAUCAAAAUAGUCACAACGGUGCUUUUCAAUCUUGUAGACCCAUUAAAGCUCUGAUGAUGUAUGUACAACGUAGAAAUUCAAUAAUGGGGAAUGAACCGUGUGACAACAAUAUUAGUAUGCCCUCAAGUAGUUGGUCUGAUAGUACAUCGCAAAAUAUUCAUCUCAAAUUAACAUGUCAAGGAACAUAUCUUAAGGAUACAACUACAUGGUCAGAUAUGCAAUACGAAGCAGAAGAUACAGUUAGUGAAAUAAAAUAUUAUUACCCAAAAAAGAGAUUUUUAGAAAAAGCUGAAAUGGAAGCAGAUCAAAUUGAUAUAGCUGAAAGAAAUUUAUGUACCCAAAAUCAUCCUCCAACCAACCAUUUAGGAGUAUCUACCAAAUGUUUAAAAGAGACUAUUCUUCAAUGCCGUAAUGCUUUCAAGGAUGAUUCUAAGAAACCAAAUACUGAAGCAUCUGAGUUCCUACAACGUACUUUUGGUGAUGUUACCAAGAAUAAUAAUUUAGACUCUGAGGAAAAUAUGAAUCUCUGUGUUCAAACUGCUCAAGAUCUAAAGACUGAACCAUAUUAUCGGUCUGGGUACAAAAAAUUCACUUUAAGACGUAAUGAAGAAGACUCAAAUGACUCAAACGUUAUAGAAACUCCUACAGUGAUUGAACAGUUACCGGUUAACAUAAUUGAACAAAUUGAAGUAAAUGAACCUAGAGGAAGAAUAAAUAGGGCUUGUAAAGGAGUACGUUACCAACAAUUCAUGAACGAUACAUUAUCAAAACGUCAAAAUAAAAAAUUGGGACCAAAAAAGUUAGUAAACACUGAUGAUACUGUUACUAAACGUCGUAAAGGUAAGAAAUGUAACAUAAAAGAAGAAAAUAAUCAAGCUGCUGAAAUAAGUCCAUUACCAAUUCAAUCUCGUCGUGAAACAAGAAAUAGUGCCAAAGUAGCUGCACUGCGCAAACUAAAAGAAAACACUGACGAAAUAGUUGAAGAUAAUAAAAGAAAAUUAAUUUCUGAUGAUAUAACUAAAGAACUAAAUUCUACUUCUAUCAUGGUAGUUCCUAAAAAACGUUUUAGAACAAAUGAAAAUGACAAUAAAUGUGAUGCUGCUGAGGCGCCCAAAAGACUGCCUUCACCAAUAUCUUCAGAAGCUAGUUCCAGUAGAUUAUCAAGUCCAGAAUCCAGUACCAGUAGUACCUCAACACAUGUUCACUAUAAAAAGCGUGUAUCAAGAACAUUUGCUGAAAGUCAAAGUAAUACAAAUCACACUUCGUCUGACUCCAAUGUCAACUUACAAACUUUGGCAGAUGUUGCCUUACGAGGAAUUCCAUUUUGAUUGUCGAUUAACAAUUAUUACCAGUACUAAAAAAAUACAUAACCUGACUAGUGGAUCAGUGAAAGGUUGAUAUUCUCACUGGCUGACAUUUUUUUAUAAAAAAAAAUACCAAUUACUUUAUUAAACAAAUCUUAGAUAAAUUUGCAAUUAGAAAUUCGUAUAAUUUUAUUUUAUUGUAAUUUGUUGGACAAAAAACAAGGGCCAAAACAUAUUUUAAGUCCAUUUAUAUUACACUUAACAAUUUUAGUACAAUUUUCUUGUUUCUCUUGAUAAGUUAUAUUUUAUUUGUUUUUCUUAACUUUUUUUAAACUAUU
Diuraphis noxia (Russian wheat aphid) is the source of this 2506-nucleotide messenger RNA. RefSeq lists its product as uncharacterized. NCBI's taxonomy places the organism in Eukaryota, Metazoa, Arthropoda, Insecta, Hemiptera, Aphididae. The record is from RefSeq and is a predicted model, not a curated record.